AACUAAUCUUUCUGGAAGUCCUCUAGAUCACCUCAUUCCAAUUCUCGUUCAAACUGAACUUGGGACCAACCAUUCUAUCAAGCCUUCUUUCUUGACGGCCUGUUUUGACUAAAUGAAUGUUGGAAUAUAUUGGCCAAACUUCAUUAAACAUAUAUAACUUUGUAGGCCCUUGAAUGAUCGACUUUCUAAUGUCACCCAGAGCUUGCUUCAAUCCCAAAAUCAUGAGAUAUGACAUGGAAAAUUGGCCUGCAUCAAAAUGACCAAAAUACACGGGGUUCUAUCUUGAUUCCCCUUCCAUUUAUUCAUUUGAGAGUAAUUAAUUAUACUAGUUUGAGCUUGUUUGAGCUUUCAUGGAGUUCAUUGGUAAGCAAGUUUUGUUCCUUCUACUCUCUUUGGCAUAUUGUUUUCCAUUUUCAUCUGCUACACUACGACAUACAACGGGACAAGGCACAUCCCUCACCGUAGAGAAACCGGAAGAGGUUCUGACAUCACCAAAUGGCGUUUUCUCUGCUGGCUUUCACUCUGUGGGUGGAAAUGCCUACUGCUUUGCCGUAUGGUUCAACCACCCAUCCCUGCAGAGUCGCAACCGCACCAUAGUUUGGAUGGUGAAUCGUGAUCAGCCAGUAAAUGGAAGGCGCUCAAAGCUCUCCCUUCUUAAAACUGGAAAUCUUAUCUUGACUGACGCCGGUAAGUUCACCGUCUGGGAGACAAACACUCUUUCGAAUUCAUCAGUACAAUUGUCUCUCAACAACACUGGUAAUCUUGUUCUACACGCUUUGGAAGGUGUUAGUUUGUGGGAGAGCUUCCUUUUUCCGACAGAUACCCUUCUUCCCCAACAACUACUCACUAGAAAUACAAAGCUUGUCUCCUCAAGAAGCCAGAGCACUUAUUCCUCUGGUUUCUACAAGCUUUUCUUCGACAACGACAACCUUCUCCGCCUUCUUUACGAUGGACCUGAGAGUUCCAGUCUUUAUUGGUUUGAUCCAUGGCUUGGGAAUUGGGAUGCUCAAAGGUCCACGUACAACAAAAGUAGAAUCGCAGUGCUUGAUUCCUUAGGAAACUUCAGUUCUUCCGAUAAUUUUACAGCUGUUUCAGCUGAUUAUGGGGCAGUGCUUCAUAGAAGACUGACAAUUGAUUACGAUGGUGAUAUUCGAGUUUACAGCUGGAAAGAGGAGGAGGAGACGUGGGUUAUUUCAUGGCAAGCCAUUCAGAAACCUUGCACGAUUCAUGCUAUUUGUGGGGCCAACAGUAUAUGCAGCUAUGUUGCUGGUUCUGAGAGGAAAUGCUCUUGCCUUCCAGGAUAUAAUAUGAAAAACCAUACCGAUUGGUCUUACGGUUGUGAACCGGGAUUUGAUCUCUCUUGCAACAAAAAGGAGUCAGGCUUUCUGCAGCUAUCGCAUAUUCAAUUCUAUGGUUAUGAUUAUGGGUACUUUCCCAAUUACACACUCCAUGAAUGUAGGACUUUAUGCUUGCAAUUGUGCGAUUGCAUAGCGUUCCAAUUCACCUUUUUCAGGGAUAGAGGACAUGCGAAUUGUUACCCGAAGACGCUAUUGCUCAAUGGAUAUCUCUCACCAGAUUUCAAUGGAGACUUCUAUUUGAGGCUGCCAGAAAGCAAUCUCUUGUCCUAUACAAAUUCUGUAGUAGAAUACAGUUUAGAUUGCCCAAGUGAAGGUACAGUAGUGACUACUGUAAAAAGCCGUGAAAAUGGGACACUAAAGUUCAUGCUCUGGUUUGCAUGCGGAGUGGGAGGUCUUGAGAUCAUCUGUAUCUUCUUGGUGUGGUGUCUCUUGGUUAGAACCGGACAAAGUUCAGGUGCGGACAAACAAGGCUACCUUGCUGCCGUCGGAUUCAGAAAAUAUACCUAUGCUGAGCUGAAGAAGGCGACCAAGGGUUUCAGUGAGGAGAUUGGAAAAGGUGGUGGAGGAAUUGUAUACAAAGGGGUAUUGUCUGACAAUCGGGUUGCAGCAAUCAAACGUCUCAAUGAAACUAAUCAAGGAGAAGGUGAAUUUCUUGCAGAAGUAAGCAUCAUUGGGAGGAUUAAUCACAUGAACUUAAUAGAGAUGUGGGGCUAUUGCGCAGAGGGAAAGCACAGGCUUCUGGUGUACGAGUACAUGGAGCAUGGUUCUUUGGCAGAAAACCUUUUUUCUAAUUCACUUGACUGGAAGAAAAGGUUCGAAAUAGCUGUGGGCACGGCGAAAGGCCUGGCUUAUUUGCAUGAGGACUGCUUGGAGUGGGUUUUACACUGCGAUGUAAAGCCUCAAAACAUACUCCUAGACUCUAACUAUCAACCAAAGGUGGCAGAUUUUGGACUGUCGAAGCUUCAAAAUAGAGGCAACCUUAAGAAUUCAAGCUUUUCGAGGAUACGAGGAACCCGAGGUUACAUGGCUCCAGAGUGGGUCUUGGAUCUGCCUAUCACCUCCAAAGUGGAUGUUUACAGCUUUGGAAUAGUGGUGCUGGAGAUGGUGACCGGAAAGGGCCCAACAGAGGGCGUGCAUGUUUUAGAUUGUAAAGGGGAGACCGAGCACAGAAGGCUGGUUAAGUGGGUGAGGGAGAACAGGAAUAGAGCGGCUACAAAUGCAAUGACAUCCUGGCUUGAAGAGAUGAUCGACCCACGAAUGAAAGGCAAAUAUGAGAUGGGUAAGAUGGAAGCUUUGGUUCGCGUUGCUCUGCAAUGUGUGGAUGAAGACAGAGAUGCAAGACCCACCAUGAGCCAAGUAAUUGAGAUGCUUUUUCAGGAAGAAAAUGUUCAUUGAUCAUGUUAUAUUAUGCAAAGGCCUGAGAAUUUCUUAUUUGGUGAUGAGUGUUACUAUCCUCAAAUAGAAGUCCAAUAUGCUCUGCGAAACUCUCAAAUAUUUGGGAGCAGUGUUUUAGUUGGGUUUAAUUGAGUCUUUUUUGUGUUGCUGUUGUUGUUGUUGGUUUUUUUAUUUUUUAUUUUUUUUAUUUUUUAUGUGUUCUAUUUUCAAGUGUUUUAGUUGUACUAGGAAUUGCUAUAAUAAAUUGUAUGAAAAUAAUGUACAAACAUAAAUCGACAAGUCAUCGUUGAUAAUUAA
Alnus glutinosa is the source of this 3050-nucleotide messenger RNA. Its product is annotated as putative receptor protein kinase ZmPK1. The transcript has a single exon. The record is from RefSeq and is a predicted model, not a curated record. The coding region runs from base 351 to 2753 and encodes 800 amino acids. Gene Ontology annotation, molecular function: protein serine/threonine kinase activity; ATP binding. Gene Ontology annotation, biological process: recognition of pollen; protein phosphorylation. Lineage: Eukaryota; Viridiplantae; Streptophyta; Magnoliopsida; Fagales; Betulaceae.